Messenger RNA from Talaromyces stipitatus ATCC 10500, 1929 nucleotides. RefSeq names its product C6 transcription factor, putative. The coding region runs from base 1 to 1926 and encodes 641 amino acids. The transcript has 2 exons. Lineage: Eukaryota; Fungi; Ascomycota; Eurotiomycetes; Eurotiales; Trichocomaceae. The record is from RefSeq and is a predicted model, not a curated record. Gene Ontology annotation, cellular component: nucleus. Gene Ontology annotation, molecular function: zinc ion binding; DNA-binding transcription activator activity, RNA polymerase II-specific; RNA polymerase II cis-regulatory region sequence-specific DNA binding. Gene Ontology annotation, biological process: regulation of transcription by RNA polymerase II; DNA-templated transcription.
AUGUACAUUGGUAUGAAGCAAGAUACGCGAGCUAAGGAGACGACCACGGAAGAAGCGCGCCAUGUUAAUAGUGUCUCGGAGAUUGCGCAGUCAACUAACGGCACGAGGAGUUUCCAAGGCACUAUAUCGAAGACUAGGGUAUACGGUAAUGGACAUUGGAUGACUCUAUUCGCAAUGGUAGAGGACCUUUCCAUUCUGGAACCAGUCGGUGAGGUUUACGGCAAGGUGUUUCAACGCUCCAACUAUGAUCCCACAGACGACAUUGCAAAAGCAUUUAACAAUUGUAAGCAGCUUGCUCGGGAUCUCAAAAGACAACGUCCGAGCCGGAGACGUCUGCCUGCUGCUAUUUAUCUGUCCUUCCCCGACCCUCAAGUGAUGGAAGAACUGAUUCGACUGUAUUUCAAUAUGUUUGAGUCCUGUUAUCGUAUAAUCUAUCAACCCUCUUUCAUAAUGGAAUACAGGCGUUGUGUGAAUCAGCUGGAGAUUGCAGAUAGCUCCUUUCUGCUGCAACUCAUUCUCGUUAUGACUGCGGCAGGCCGAUUGCAUGGCGAUAUCACUAUUCGCAACGACAUCGCCGCGAAGGCCCAAACCUGGAUCCAUAUUGCUCAAACAUGGAUUUCUGCACCCCUGGAAAAAGAUCGUCUCACUCUGAAGAGUAUUCAAGUGCAAUGUCUGCUACUUCUUUGCCGUCAAAUAUACCAAGUAGGGGCGGAUCUCGUAUGGAUCUCUGCAGGCUCCCUCAUAAGGAUGGCUAUGCACAUGGGACUGCAUCAGGAUCCCAAUAACCUGGAAGAUAUGAAUGAACUGCAGAAGCAGAUUCGGAGACGGCUGUGGUAUACAAUUUUAGAGAUGAAUGUGCAAGCAGCGUUGGAUUCCGGGAUGUCACCAAUGAUCCGGGAUGCAGACUACAAUACCCAACCACCGUCCGAUGCUAGUGAUAGCCAUCUACUGCAAGUGGCGAAACAGCAGCAGCGGCCGCAUCAAGAGGAAGGAGGAGAAGAAGAAACUGAAGCAGACGAACUUCACGAAGGUUCUACUCGGAGCUCCUUGCAGGCUAUCCUAGUAAAAUCCCUCCCCCUUAGGCUGGAAGUGACCAGGAUCAUAAACAGCUUACAGGAGGAACCUACAUACGAGCAUAUCCUGACCAUUGGAAAUAAGUUAGCAUUCGCCUGUGGCGAAGUCGUUGCUAUGUUUGAUCAAGCUGCCUCUACAAUAGUUGACUUGCCUGCGAGGAGGUUUGCGCAGAGCUAUUGUAUCCAUUUGAUACGUCGUUUCCCUCUGUGUCUUCACUUUCGGUACGCCGUCAAAUCUAGGAAGAACUUCCUUUAUAGCCACUCGCAAAAGGUGUCUCUGGAAGCUGCACUCGACAUAAUUUCUCUCUUAGAUGACCACGUUUAUGGUCGUUUACUUCUUUCCGGUAGCGGCAUGUUUCGCGACAUCGUUACUCGAGUGGCAGUGCUUAUUUUUCUAGAGCUGUGUCCAGACCCUGAAGCGGAAGUGUCCAAUGCUGCCAAAAGAAGAUACCGAGAACGACAGACUCUUCUUCUGCAAGAUGCUCAACGCCUAGUACGAUAUGCUGAAGAUAGAAUUCGAGAGGGAGAAACUAGUGUGAAAACUUAUGUGUUCCUUCGGCUAAUGAUGGCACAAGCUGAAGCACGUUUUAACGGCUCCUCCCUUACAGAAUCCAAUACAACAAAGGUGUUAAAACAUGCGCUGGACAAAUGUGAAAAGAUGCUGAAUGAUCGAUUGGCGGCAACGAAGAUCAACGACCAUGAGGCCGAUUCCGGUCAUUUUCUGGAAACGUGGACACUCAACGGAAUGAGCGCUUCACAUUCUGAAUUUGAGAUCGAAAAUUUCAACGAAAUUGACUUUGACUUUUUGAGUGAGCAGUUCCCUUCUCAAUGGGUAGAUCAGACAUGGUUUUAGAGU